AGGACUUACUUUCGUUUUCUCGAGUUUUUUGAGGAAGGGAAACUUGGCCGUAAGUUUGGAGAAGAAAUCCACCAAUCAAGUUUUUUUUUUUUUUACAGUAGCUAAGAUGUCUGGGGAACCUGCGGAACCCACUGAUCUUGGAGCUGAAGAGGAGGAAGGGAAGCUGACUGGAGACGUGACAGACGCCAAACCAGACCGCAGAGGAAGAUUCCUGCUGUUUGGUAAGAAGAAUAAGGAUGGCCAGACGCGCGAGCAGGACUACUCUUCUGAAAGCCAUUACAGAAUUGUUUCACCAACAUUCCAGUAUAAGAUGAGCCACCAACGAGUGGGCAAGUGCAUCAUCAUCAACAACAAAAACUUUGAUGAAAAGACAGGGAUGAACGUACGCAACGGCACGGACCGAGAUGCAGGAGAGCUGUUCAAAUGCUUCAAGAGCCUGGGCUUCGAUGUCUUCAUCUACAAUGAUCAGACAUGUGAGAAGAUGGAGAGUCUUCUCAGAGAGGCCUCGGAGGAAGACCAUAGUGACAGCUCGUGUUUCGCCUGUAUCCUGCUAAGCCAUGGCGAGGAGGGCAUGAUCUACGGGACAGACGGAGCCAUGCCCAUCAAGACCAUGACCUCAUUGUUCAGGGGGGACAUGUGCAAAAGCUUAGUCGGAAAGCCAAAGCUCUUCUUCAUCCAGGUCAUCGUUGAGAAAGCUACUCAGGAUCACAAUGAAAUGUCAUUUCAUUUACUUCACCAGGCUUGCCGGGGUUCCGAAUUUGAUGAUGGUAUACAGACAGAUUCGGGUCCGCCAAACGAUACCCUGGAGACAGAUGCUAAUCCGAGACAUAAGAUCCCUGUAGAGGCAGAUUUCCUCUUUGCUUACUCUACUGUGCCAGGUUAUUACUCAUGGAGGAACCCUGGGCGCGGCUCCUGGUUUGUUCAGGCGCUCUGCAACGUCCUCAAUGAGUUUGGCAAGCAGCUGGAGAUAAUGCAGAUCCUGACACGGGUCAACUACAUGGUGGCCACCAGCUUUGAGUCCUGGUCUGAAGACCCACGCUUCAGUGAGAAGAAGCAGAUUCCCUGCGUGGUCUCCAUGCUGACGAAAGAACUGUAUUUCAACUGACCGCCAUCCUCGCUGACUGACUGACUUGACUUGACUGACUGACUUGACUGACUGACUUGACUGACUGACUUGACUUGACUGACUGACUUGACAGACGGUUUCAGGUACCGACUUAGCGGUCAAAGCAUUCAGGGAUGAUUCAGGCCCAGCAUGACACUGCACAUUUGGAGCACAUAUGACAUUUAAAUGUGUAGUUGGGCCCGAAAAAACAAGCAAAAAUAUUUUUAGUGGCACUCCGCGUUCAUGUGCUGAUGGUGAAACUUCUUCCUCUUCUUCCGGUUAUUCUUCGGAAUAAUGGCGUCACAUUUGAUCGGAUCUUUUUUUGACAGGCAUGUGAAAUAUCCAUGUUAUUCCACCAGCCCGGAAAAUUUGCUGCCACUUUUUGCGGGUUUGGGGAAUCAUAUCUGAAUUUGUGUCUCUCCAUUUUCCAGUAUUUGCAAUAGAUGUUGAAAGGAACCGUAUAGAGUGGACAGGAGUCUUCAAUUUGAAUAUGGCUCUUGCAUUAAUUACAUGAAAUGGGUUUAGAAAUAAUUUACAUUUAGUGUUCUGAGAGAUCGAUGCAUUUGUAAAGUGUCCAUCUCCAUUACAAAGUAAAAUACAUUGGAAACCAGGCGACAGUUGAAUGUUUUAAAGGCCUAUAGAAAUUCUAUGUAAAUCCACACCUGGAAAGUCAGUAGAGACACUUUAAUCACCAUAGGAAUUGAUGAAGGAGCUGCCUUGAUUACAAACCCUGUCUGAUGCAUUAGAGGGGGGAAAAGCAUCUGGAAAAUGGAUGAGAUCAUUUUCAGCUAUCUGUGUUUCAAUGUUUUCAGCUGUCAAUUGUCAGAUAAAAAGAGACAACAGAAAAAGACAACACUCAUGCUUUUGCCAAAGGCUCAGUGUCUCAUCCUUCCUAGCAAGUUUAAAGUUGGUAGCAGCAUGCUGGCAUCCUCAGGUUCUUUAAUGUCCCAUGAAGUGGGUAACUGUAAUGUUAAAGAAUGUCAUAUACGUAUCGCUAGGAAGGUGUGAUCUUUUGCUGUGUUGUGAUUAGUUCUAUAAGAUUUUGGGUCAAGAGCAUAGUAUAUAGUCCACUCCCACAAACGCAAGGAUUAUUUGCAAUUUGCCAGUUUUUUUCAGCCUAAUGUUGAGGACUUCACUUGCUUGUUGUUCACCCCAAAGGAAGUGAAGUUCAUAUAUUUGCAUAUGAUCAAAAUUACGCACUCGUCUUAUUUGUCAGGGUCCAACAAAUCAGUUAAUGAAUUUCUCUUUUUUAAUCUUUAAAAUUGGACAUUCCUCUUUAUUAACUUUUAUAAAUGGAAGUUAAUAUGGUAGGAUUUUUACACUAGAAAGAGAACUGUCAGAAACUGUGUCAUAUAUUUGGGAAAUAUUAUAGUGUGAAGCUGGACUAGGGCCCAAAGCACAAAUGCCACAUCAUUUCACUGUAUAUUAGUGUUGUUCAUUGUCAUAACAUACACUACACUCUGGAAAGAAAUACCCAGCAAAGUCUUCCUUAUUGUAUUUUUUUUAAUUGAUCCUUAGAAAGACCCAAAUCAUAAAGAAAGACAAAAAAUCAAGCACUUAGUGCACAUUGUCAUGUUUUUUAAAAGCAAUUUUGCAUCAUUUAGUAAUUCAUUUUAUGACAAGUACAGGUCAAAUGUAAAAGAUUUUUAAUAUUUGAGACAUUUGCUGAUGGUCAUUUCAACUUGCACAAAGUUUGUUUCUGCAAUUACGCUGUGUUAAUGUGCCAAAGUCUGUCAAUCACAGAGGCAGCUAUUACUGGUGGUGACAAGUCUGAACAUACACAAUCCACAUGUCCGCAAUACACAAUCAUUGUUGCUGCAAUGUUUUUACAUUAUUCACAUGAUUGCAUGUGUCAGUAACUAAGGGGAAAAGUUAAGCAAGAGCUUUAAAUUGUCAUUUUAUUUUCCCCUUUUCACUUGUAUUUUUUAAUCAGCUGUUUUUUUUAUUUUGAUAACACUUUUACAUCAUAUUUCUGGUUGGCAGAAGUGUGAUCAAUACUGGACACGUCCCAUUAUACACCCAGUACACUUGUCCAAUACAGCCGCAACUUGACACAUGGAUCUCUGAUCAGCGAUGUGGUGCCCAACCUGUGCUGAAAGGAGUGUUUGCUCCACUUUUUUUUCGAUUGGAAUUGAGGGAGGGAGAGAAAAAUAUUGUUAUAGGUAAAAUUUUAAAAUGCUUUCUGGUGUUAAAUGCUGUUGUCCUCAGGAAUAUAUUUGAAAAGAUUUGGAAAAAUGAAUGAAUGAAUUACAUUGAAAGUUUAAUCUGGCCCAAUUUCUUUUUAAUUUGGGGCACUACCUUGUAUAAUUAACUUCAAAAACAGAGGAAUGCUUAUGUAAACAUUUUAUUGUAUUAAACAUAAAGAAUUUAUUCUGUAA
Molecule: messenger RNA, 3483 nt
Organism: Anoplopoma fimbria (sablefish)
Lineage: Eukaryota; Metazoa; Chordata; Actinopteri; Perciformes; Anoplopomatidae
Gene: casp7
Product: caspase 7, apoptosis-related cysteine peptidase
Exons: 7
Coding region: 107-1105 (332 amino acids)
Biological process (GO): proteolysis; apoptotic process
Cellular component (GO): cytoplasm
Source: RefSeq, a predicted model, not a curated record